AAUUAUAUCACUUGUUAUAAAAUUGAAUCCUUUUCUCCUCAACCUCAAAAAUCUACUGUAUUUGGUCGGUUUUUUUGCUGCUUCUUCACCUCUCCUUUUGAUGCACAGUUAACAAAGAAAACCCUAACUCCCUCUCCUCGCAGAAUUGGAUAAUGGAGAAGAAAAAGUCUCGUAAAGAAUAUAGAAAAGAAGCUCGUACUGCUAAAAAGAAGAAGAAGUUUGAUUCAUGGGUUCAACAUCAACAAACACAAAAAAAGCAGAGAACAUUGCCAAAUUCAAAACCUACGCAUGCAGUGCAGUCAUGGAAGGAUAGCCAAGUCCAAAGACCUGAACAUUUUCACUCCUUAAAUUCAAAGAAAGACUUUGACACUUUUCCACAGAUGGAUGCUUCUAAGUUGGACAAUAGGAGUUUGAAUAGGACAGAUGCCCGAAACAAAAACUCAGUGGCCUCUACAGAGCCCACUUUUGAAGUUAAGAAUGACUUGCAGGCGUCUCCGCAGUUGGAAUCUUCUAAGGUGGAAAAUAGGAGUUUGAAAAGGAAGGAUCCCUCAAACAAAAAUUCAAAGACAAUGUUUAUGGAGUGUCUUGAAAUGGAAAAGGAGGGAGAAGCUAUCUCUGAGGACGUAGAUUUGAGAUUGGAGAGGAAACUCGCUAAGAAACACAAGGUGAAGAAUGAGAAAUUGCGAGGAGAUGAUGACAUUGAUAUGUUACUUGAAGAAAUUCCUUCUGUUGUUGAUUAUAAAAGGCAAUUGAAGAAAUCCCUGGAGGGUACUGAUACUGAUAAUUCACGCAAGAAACUGAAAAAGAAGCCAGUGGAUGAAGUUUUAGAUGUUAAAUUGGUUUCUGAGGAUGGGAAGUCUGAUCCUUCAUGUGUUAGCUAUGUUGAUCAUGGCAACCCAAAUUUACAGGCCAAACAAAAAGAGUCAAAAAAGAUGAAAAGAAAGAAGACAAAGUUUGAAGAGCUUCUUGCAACUGAACUGUGUGGACAGGGUACCUCAGCAGAUGAGGAUCUGGCUUUGGAAAGGAAGCUUGCGAAGAAGCUCAAGGUUAAGGGAGGGAAAUUAUUUGGGGAUGAUGAUGAUAUGAAUAAUUUAUUUGAGGGAAUUCCUUCACUAUUGGAUUCUUAUGAGGAUGAAAAUACACAACUUGCUGAAGAAGCACCUCGAAAGAGUGAUAAGAGCUCCUCAAAUGAAAGAUCUAGGGAGAAAAGAUAUCAUAAAGAAGCGAAAGGAGAAGAUCAAGAGCAAGAGGAAGAGCAAAAAGUUGAGAGCACUCUAUACUGUACAGAUGUGAAUGCAACAACUGGAGAAGCUUUAUCAGCCGGAUCUGCUGCCAAAGGAAAUGCAAAAUAUGUUGCUCCUGGCCUGAGGGCACGCUUGGGAAGUGAGUCAGAAGAGUAUGCUCAAAUUCGUCGACGACUAAGAGGUCUUCUGAAUAGGAUGUCCGAGGCUAAUGUAGAAUCGAUCACAAGUGAAAUUUCCACAAUUUACCAGACUGUUGGUCGCACUUUUGGUUCUCAGAUUAUCAAUGAAGAGGUUUUGGCAUCAUGUUCUAGAGGUCCGCGUGGCAAUGAACACUUGUGGGAUGAAAUUGAGAGGUGAUGAUCCCGUUGGCAUGAAGAACUUUAUAGUUAGCAUUCAGAAUAGGGUGAAUGAAUUGAAAAUCUCAUCUCAGGAAGGACAAUCAAACAGUAUUGGGAAAAGGAUGGAAUUCAUGCUUGAGAUGAUUUGUGAUAUCAAAAACAAUAAAAAGAAGCCGAAGGAGGACACCUUGCAGCUUACCCGAAUAAAGAAAUGGCUACAAAAGCUCAGAGUAGUCGAUAUAUUGAUUCGAGGAUUAAAGUGGAGCAAGCUGCUUGAUCCUGACAAGAGAGGCCAGUGGUGGAUGUCUGGGAAUAUUGAUUCUACAACUGAUGUUCAAGAUGUUGCAAGCACAAUUGACUUGGAGGUCACCGAGGCUCAAAAGAUGCUCCAGCUUGCCGCUGCUCAGAGGAUGAAUACUGAUGCAAGAAGGGCAAUUUUCUGCGUAAUAAUGAGCGGAGAGGACUAUACUGAUGCAUUUGAGAAACUUCUAAGAUUGGAUUUGCAUGGCAAGCAGGAUAGGGAAAUCAUGAGAGUUUUGGUAGAAUGCUGUUUACAGGAGAAAGCUUUUAACAAAUACUAUUGUGCUCUAGCUUCCAAGUUAUGCAGCCAUGAUAAAAACAAUAAGUUCACCCUGCAGUACUGCCUGUGGGAUCAUUUCAAGGAGCUUGAUCAGAUGCAGCUGAUCAGAUCAAUGCACCUAUCUAAGUUUGUCGCGGAGAUGAUUGCUUCUUUUAGCCUUUCACUUGCUGUAUUGAAGGCUAUUGAUCUCAGUGAUUCCUUACAACUGACUCCAAAAAGAAUCAUGCACUUUCGGAUGCUAUUUGAGAGUAUCUUGGAGUUUCCUGAAAAGCUUGUCUGGAACAUUUUUACUCGAAUUGCUGUUCUGCCGGAAUAUGAAUCCCUUCGUGAUGGGAUUGUCUUCUUUAUCCGCAAGUACGUCGUAAAUGACCAAAAGUCUCUGGGAGACAAAUUCAAGAUUGCAAAGAAGGCCCUUAACAAUAUUGAAGGAGUCAUCAUGUGAGUCUUUGCAUGGCAUAUUCUAGCUUCAGAAUUUUGCUGGAAUAGUUAUUGUUGCUGGUACAACAUUAACCCAUUUUUGGUAGAUAUUUUCUUGAUUCUAAGAUCGUUUAAUUAACCAUGUGACGUAGGAUAGAUGUGACGAGAAAUUCAGCAUAGAAGGGUCCUCGUUAUGUGAAUUCCAACCUUGGAAUUGCAUAAUGUUUCACUAUUAACUUUUGAGGUCGAGCAGUAUUCUAUGUACUUCAUUACAUGCAUUUAUUAGAGAGCAUGGUUUAGAGGCUUGAUGUGAGCUAUAUCCCGGCCUCUUCGUAGCCUAAUAUUGUGAUGCCUUGGGAAUUUGGUCAAUAUUGCAACUGCAGUUUUCAUUUGA
This is a messenger RNA of Capsicum annuum, 2973 nucleotides long. Its product is annotated as nucleolar MIF4G domain-containing protein 1. NCBI's taxonomy places the organism in Eukaryota, Viridiplantae, Streptophyta, Magnoliopsida, Solanales, Solanaceae. Gene Ontology annotation, molecular function: RNA binding; protein binding. Gene Ontology annotation, biological process: ribosomal small subunit biogenesis. Gene Ontology annotation, cellular component: nucleolus. The record is from RefSeq and is a predicted model, not a curated record.